GGUUGCUAAAUCAUAUAAGGAGUCACUACACACUUGCUUGGUUCUUCAACAGCUAGUUUUAUUAUUCAAGCUAUCAAACAUUGUCAAAUCUAUCUUUCCUUGGAUGUAGCUGGAUUUCACUGCAAAGGGGUGAUUCAACUGGGGACUCUGGACUGUACAGCUGUAGCUUGGGCUUUUUUGGAUCACAAGGUAGAAAAAAUGUCACGGUUUAGAAAGCACGAAUACAAAAGGCAGGUGAGCGAGGAUCCAGAUAUUGAUAACCUGCUGGCAAAUCUUUCUCCGGAGGAAAUGCAAGAACUACAAAUAGAGCUGGAGGUCAUGGAUCCUAAUUCCAGUGUGGCUGUCGGAUUGAGACAGAGAAACCAGCUAGAGAAGCAGCCAACAGGAACGUGUGAUCAGGAGGAAGGGAAAAGCCCAGACGAUCAGUGUAAGCAAGCCAAAGCAGAAGAACCUGAAAAGAAAGCACUUAAAAAACUGGACAAUGAAAAUGUGAAAAAGGGUGAGGAAUUGCCUAAACCACGGGGAGAAAGAGAAAGGAAAGACAAGGAAAGGGGACAGACUGAAAAUCUCAAGGACAGAGAAAGUGAUGAAAAGAUGAAAAGCAAAGAGGCAAAAGUUACUGAGAAGGAGCAGAAGAGUGAGGCAAUUGAUAACAGGAAGGGCAACAAGGUCAAAGAAAAAGAAAAGGAAGAAAAGGUAACUAAAAUUAAAGAAGAACCAAAGGCAAUCGCCAAAGAAGGAAAUUGUAGCAAAACAAAAAGUGAGACCAAAGACAUUAAAGAAAAUGAAGACUGCGUGGGCAAUUCUAGUAAACACUGUUCCAUACAAUGUAAGGACUCAUCCAACAUGGAAAACCUGGAAGCAAAAAAAACGGCCAAAGUUUCAGAAACGCAAGCUACAACUCCAACCAUUUAUGAUGAAUCAAUAGAAAAAGUUAAGAACAAUGAUCCGGGAGUAACAGAAGUAAACUUAAAUAAUGAAGAGCGAAUGAAAAAUGAGAUCUUAAUACGAUUUGCUGAUGCACUGAAAGAAAACACCAUUGUGAAAAUGUUCAGCUUUGCCAACACUCGUGCAGAUGACCAUGUUGCAUUUGCUGUUGCUAGUGUGUUAAGGGUAAACAAAAGCAUAACUAACCUGAAUGUGGAAUCAAACUACAUCUCUGGUAAAGGAAUCAUUGCUAUUAUGAGAGCUUUGCAGCAGAAUAAUGUCCUGACAGAAUUCAGAUUCCACAAUCAGCGUCACAUUUUUGGAGGGCAGGUGGAGAUGGAUAUUGCCAAACUUUUGAAGGAGAACACCACCCUUCUUAAACUGGGCUACCAUUUUGAGUUAGCGGGUCCUCGUAUGACAGUGACAAACUUACUGAGUAGAAACAUGGACAAGCAGAGGCAAAAGCGCUUGCAGGAGCAGCGACAAGGGCAGGGUGGGGAUAAGAAACAAGUACUGGAAGUUCCAAAGACAACGGGCAUGCAGAAGUCACCAAAGCCUUCUCCACAGUCCUCUCCCAGAAGUUCACCAUGGUCAUCCCCUAAACCAAGUCCAAAGAAGACCGCAACUCACACCCCGUCUCCUCCUCCCCCUCCUCCUCCUCCUCCUCCUCCACCCCCAGGACUGCCGGAAGAUGCCAACUCUGUAACUCAAAAUCAUAAAAUGCAAAACAAGAGGACUGUGGAAGGAAAUGGCCAGACCAAGAAUUUAAGAAAUUCCUUGACACCUGUAUCUGAAAGAAAGUUGGAAGAUAGACCACCAGUUCAAGAACGAAAUUCAAGAGAUCAGCUACUGGCUGCCAUUCGACAGAGCAACUUGAAAAAUUUGAAAAAGGUUGAACUUCCAAAGUUGUUGCAGUAAGAAGAUGUGCCAUUGACUGCUGUUGAAUUUGCCUCAUUAAUCCAUACAUGACUCAGAUUCACCAUUGUGACAAAACUUUCAUUGUUAUUUUCAUCCAGAUCAUUUGAAGGACUUUUAUUGUUCUAUAAAAGUUUGCAAUCCUGUAAAAGAAUAGCAAUCUUUCUGAAUGCAUCUUCAAACAUAUAUUGCGUAAUCUCUUCUCUCCCUUUUUAUGAACUUCCAUAGCUACAUAUUUCUGACACCUUCAGUUUUCCAUUGCUUUGAGUUCUUUAAAUAGCAGAUUUCCAGAUGAUUUUUGAUGACUACUUAUUUUUUGAAUUUCUCAUUGCUAUCUUUUACACUAUAUAGAUUUUACUACAGCUUUGAAUUCAUUUCUUUCAUAAAAUACUUAUCUUGACUACAUUUGCAAUCUGAUCCAAGUAUUCGAUUGCAAUUCUAUUUUAUCAUAAUAAUUGCAAGUGCAGUUUUAAAUUUCCUCCUUCCAUAGAACAAUGACUUCCUGAGAUUAUAAACUGCUUCAUCAGCCAUCCAAGUCCAACAUGUAUCUGUUUACCUUCUUCUGUCUUAUUCCCCCUGUAAAGUAGAAAUUUUUUGGCAGCUGCCCGAUAGUUUUAAAAAUAUAGUGAAAUUUUAAAGCUGGCCCUCUAAGAUCAGAGGUAAAAAUAUCCAAUGAUUGUUAAAUUGUCCUGUUAGAAAAGGGUAUUGUAAGAUUAAAGUCUAAUGCCUAGAAAUCUUUCCAAGACAAGCUAAGUAAUCAUCCGAUGGUGACUUUGUUUGUGGGACUGAUGCUAGGAAAUGUAAUAGGAAGACCUCAUAAGAUAAUAGUUUUCCCUUCAUUCACUCUAUCAGCGUCUAGCAAAUGAAAUAACUAUAAUAAGGUCAAGGUCAGGGCUAGAUCCUGGAAGAUGCAAGGGAGAGUGGCCCAGGGUUGAGCCAUAAGGGCUAUGGACUAUUGAUUAUAAGAAUGUUUGGAGGAAGGUCAGCUGCCAGGUAUUGGUAGUAGUGUGGUGGUAGGCCAGGGAAUGGUAAAUAGAAGUAGGUGUUGCAAGUGUCAGUCAACUGGUUGAUUUCGGAAGGUUCCAAUUGGGGCUGAGGUAAUUGAUUAAGGGAGUGGUCAUUGGUUGUGACAGAUUGCGAACAGCCGGAUGGGUUCGGCUAUUGGCGGUUAGUGUUGGGUGGGAUCAGAUCAGGAGAUAGAGGGAAUUGGGUUGGGAGAAUCAUGAGUGAAGAGAUUGGGGCAAAGAGUGUGUACUUGGAGAGCUGGGAGAUCAGUUUCUUAUGGAGGAGGUCAAGAAUCCAAAAA
Molecule: messenger RNA, 3148 nt
Organism: Mobula hypostoma (lesser devil ray)
Lineage: Eukaryota; Metazoa; Chordata; Chondrichthyes; Myliobatiformes; Myliobatidae
Gene: lmod1b
Product: leiomodin 1b (smooth muscle)
Exons: 3
Coding region: 199-1845 (548 amino acids)
Biological process (GO): muscle contraction; actin filament organization; myofibril assembly
Cellular component (GO): cytoskeleton; myofibril; striated muscle thin filament
Molecular function (GO): actin binding; tropomyosin binding
Source: RefSeq, a predicted model, not a curated record